This is a messenger RNA of Polistes dominula (European paper wasp), 2638 nucleotides long. RefSeq names its product somatostatin receptor type 2. The record is from RefSeq and is a predicted model, not a curated record. Lineage: Eukaryota; Metazoa; Arthropoda; Insecta; Hymenoptera; Vespidae. Gene Ontology annotation, molecular function: somatostatin receptor activity; peptide binding. Gene Ontology annotation, biological process: G protein-coupled receptor signaling pathway. Gene Ontology annotation, cellular component: neuron projection; plasma membrane.
CGCGUUUAUACAUCGCGACGAUCGUUUCAACGAUUCUUUGUUUUUAUCUGUCUUAUACUUGUAACCAUCUUUAUUUGUUCUUUGUCUAUUUUGCAUAUCGUUCAACUUACUCUCACGGAGUUAGUUGUCUCCUCGUCAACGUGACUUCUUUAAAUCUGGACUUGUUUAUUAAAAAAAACAUUUUAAUUAUUAGAGUGAAAACAUAGGGAAAAAUCAUCAUAGCGACAAGUGGUCCACGUGGAGGUAGCAGCAUCUUUGAGAAAAAGAUUUUAAGUUAUCUCGGACAAUAUCAAGAUACUUCUUUGAUUUUUCGGGGAUUCCUUUGUUCCAGUUUAUCACAAUUUUUAUAUCAUGCAGUUCUUUGACUUGGAUUGGAUAAUAAGAUAUUCGCCUCAAAGAAGUACACUGAUAUUCUCGGUGAUAGAAGAAGAGAAUUGUUGCUGAAGGACAAGAUGAGUACGAUAAGUACGCUUCGAUGUACCGUACGAUGAGACAUCAUCAUAAGGAGCAGAUACAGACAAAGAAGGAGAAGAUGUCAAGUUCACCGUAGACUUUCAUGGACAGAUAACAUCGAGUUAAAUACUUGUAAUAUUUCUUAGAAACGAGGAAUAAACGUUUAAGUCGUUGUGUUUUGUCAUUGACAAACAUUCAAUACGACUCUACACGUUCUUUUUUUGUAUUUUUCCAAAAUAUUCUUAACAAUUUGUAGACCUUAAAAAAAGGUCUUGCAAUAUUUUUCACGAUGAAUGACACAUUGAAUAUGACUAGCUACAUUAUCAAUUAUACAGAUAUAUACAAUGAUAAUGAUACAAAUUGUGAGGCUGAUUUGCCAAUCGUUUCUCUGUUAACUCAAAUACUUUACACGUUUGUUUGCAUCAUCGGUUUAUUAGGAAAUACUUUAGUUAUAUACGUUGUAUUACGUUUUUCAAAGAUGCAAACUGUUACAAAUAUGUAUAUCGUAAACCUUGCGAUAGCAGAUGAGUGUUUCUUGAUAGGUAUACCUUUUCUUGUAACAACUAUGAGUACGAGAAGUUGGAUCUUUGGUAAAGUAAUGUGUAAGAUUUAUAUGACAACUACGAGUAUAAAUCAAUUUACUAGUAGUAUCUUUCUCUUCAUUAUGAGCGCUGAUCGUUACAUUGCUGUUUGUCAUCCUAUAUCUUCUCCGAAAGUGCGUACACCCUGUAUAUCCAGAGUAGUUUCUUGCACUGCUUGGACUACAAGUGUAAUAUUUAUGAUACCAGUAUUUCUUUAUGCAAGCGUGAUGGAGGGACCUAAGAGCGUUUAUAGCUGCAACAUCUAUUGGCCGGAUGAUCAUGGCGGUCAAACAGCUUUUACUCUUUAUACUUUUAUUCUGGGCUUUGCAAUUCCAUUGAUCCUCAUAUUGAUCUUUUAUUUUUUGGUAAUCAGGAAGCUUCAAACUGUAGGCCCGAAAAAUAAAUCUAAGGAAAAGAAACGUUCUCAUCGUAAAGUAACCAGAUUGGUAUUAACUGUCAUAACUGUUUACGUUUUCUGUUGGCUACCCUAUUGGCUGAUGCAAGUAGCUUUGAUCUAUACACCUCCAAAACAAUGUCAAUCAAGCAUCAGCAUUGCUAGCUUUCUAUUGGCUGGAUUUCUUAGCUAUAGCAACAGUGCUAUGAAUCCGAUACUUUACGCUUUUCUAAGUGACAACUUUAAAAAAAGCUUCUUGAAGGCUUGCACUUGCGCGGCAGGCAAAGACGUAAACGCAGCAUUGCACAUCGAGAACAGUGUAUUUCCGCGAAGGAAUAAAGCAAACAUUGAAAAGAUGCAAUUCAAUCGUCAUGUUACACCUGGACAAACAAAAUUUGAGUUAGAAGAUGAGGAUGGUGAAAUAGGUUUGUUAGUCAGUAAAACUUCAACGACUACGGUGACCAUGACGUCACGAUCUAACAUCGCGGUAACUAGUGAACAUAAUCGAGAUCUUGCUAAUAAAGAAAAGGAAGGAUUAAAGAACGGAGCACAAGUAACUUUGCUCACGCAAGUUUAAAUUAUCUUAUUCAACGAUAUUUCAAAUAAUCUGAAGGAAACCAUGAAAAAUCAAGUAUUUGUGUCUUCGAUGAUAAAAUUAUUGAUUUUCUAAAGAACGAAAGUUCUUGGAUCGAAUCCAGAAUCCCGUGAAUUUUAUCGUUGGAGAUUAAUAACCGAUACGACAACCUCUAUAACUUUCAAUUUCCCGAAUACGAUCGUUCUUAAUAAAUCACUAUGUUUUCAAAUGAAAAGAUCGGGAAGAGGAAGAAAAUUGAAGAAUUUUGCUGACGUAGAAACGAAGUUAUAGGAUUGGGACAAUCGUACGAGUUGUCAUUAUCUUUCCUUAAUGGUGAAACAUUGGGAAUUAAUGACUUAAUGGUCGAACAUCUCGACUCUUUUCCAAGAAAAAGAUCCUUCUCUCUUUUCUCUCUCAUUCUCGUGUUCAAUAAAAUUGGCUACUACUGAACUUGGACUCAUAGAGUGAAUGAUCUUAAGAGAAUCUUUCCUUAAAGAGGAACGCGAGAACAAAAACUAUGUGUGGUACUCAAGUGCGGGUUUAAUGAUGCUAGAUCGAGUUCCCUAGUUUCCUAUAAUAACUGUUCCUAUCAUACAAAAUAUUUAUGUAUAUAUUAUUAUUGUUAUUAUCAUCAUC